GGAGGGGUGCAGGGUGAUUGGACACGCUAGGUGCCUCUCUGUACAAUGCUGCAGAGCGCCGGAGUUGUCCAUGAAUAUGGAUGAGAGAGAGCGGAGAGGGUGAUGCAGUAGGAAGAUUCCCCCUUAGUCCUCCGCCGCUUGAACAAUACACAGCCUCUCUGCCUCCAACACACACACACACAGACACACACUCACACACACUCACGUAGAUACACACACGUACAGCAGCUGCAUAAAGAUCUCACACAAUCAGAGAGAGAACGAGCAAGAGACGGGGCGCUCUGUGGGGAUGGAGAGAAGGACUCUCUGACGUUGUCCCCCUGUAUCUUGGAGACUAACCCGGAGAAAGAGGGGAGAAAAGAGGUUUGACUGGCUGAAUUCUUCGACGCUGAACGCUCUUCUCCAUGCCCAUACAGCCGCCGGCUCUUUUGCGCCCUGCGUUCAUGGCCGUCUGAGCUGAUCUGGACCACAAGCUCGCCACAAUGGAAGAGGGUGAGUACUUCCUGAAGGUGCUGAUCCCCAGCUAUGCGGCCGGUUCGAUUAUCGGUAAAGGAGGACAGACCAUCGUCCAGCUACAGAAAGAGACCGGCGCCACCAUUAAACUGUCCAAAUCUAAAGACUUCUACCCAGGUACGACGGAGCGUGUGUGUUUGAUCCAGGGUACAGUGGAGGCUCUCAAUGGAGUUCAUAACUUCAUCGCGGAGAAAGUGCGCGAGAUGCCACAGAGCAGCCAGAAGAGCGAACCAGUCAGCAUCCUGCAGCCCCAGACUACAGUUAACCCUGACCGCGUCAAACAGGCCAAGCUAAUCGUACCCAACAGUACAGCAGGGCUGAUUAUUGGGAAGGGUGGAGCCACGGUGAAGUCCGUGAUGGAGCAGUCAGGUGCAUGGGUACAGCUCUCCCAGAAGCCUGAGGGCAUCAACCUGCAGGAGCGUGUGGUCACCGUCAGCGGCGAGCCUGAGCAGAACCGCAAAGCUGUGGAGAUUAUUGUACAAAAGAUCCAGGAGGACCCGCAGAGCAGCAGUUGCCUGAACAUCAGCUACUCCAACGUCACAGGCCCCGUGGCCAACUCUAACCCCACCGGCUCCCCAUACGCCAACAGCACCGAGGUCUUACCCAAUGCCGCCGCCGCUGCCACAGCCUCCACCCUGUUGGGCCAAGCAGGUCUGGCCGGCAUGGGUGGCUUCCCUGCAGCCAUGUCCAGCUUGUCCGGGAAUGAUCUGCUGGCCAUCACAUCAGCUCUAAACACACUAGCCAGCUAUGGCUACAACACCAACACACUGGGACUCGGCCUUAACCCAGCUGCUGCGUCCGGGGUUCUCGCCGCAGUCGCCGCUAGUGCUAACCCUGCAGCCGCUGCUGCAGCUAACCUGCUGGCCUCCUAUGCCAGCGAGGCUUCAGGAGGGGCAGGUCACCCUGCUGCACCAAGUCUUGGGGGCUUCUCAUUGGGCUCACUGGCAGCUGCAACAGGGGCCUCCAAUGGCUACCUAAACCCUUCAUCCCCACUUGUGGCAUCCUCACUUCUGGGGACAGAGAAGCUCGGUGAGGGUGGAAAAGAGGUGGUGGAGAUUGCUGUGCCUGAGAACCUGGUGGGUGCCAUCUUGGGGAAAGGCGGGAAGACUCUGGUGGAGUACCAGGAGCUGACAGGUGCCCGCAUUCAAAUAUCCAAAAAGGGCGAGUUCAUCCCUGGCACGCGCAACCGUAAAGUAACCAUCACAGGGUCUCCUGCAGCAACGCAGGCCGCCCAGUAUCUCAUCAGCCAGCGGAUCACUUAUGAGCAAGGCGUCCGCGCCACAAAUCCACAGAAAGUGGGCUAGAGACGGAACCCGAGCAGGGGGAAGGGGAACAGCGAGGAAAGGGACACGAAAGAGGAAAGAACGAAUGAACAGAUGAACGAUUGGAAGAAAAAAGGGGAGGGAAGUGGGUGGUAUUUCAAAAGGCAUCCAAGUUCAAAUUUCAAAGGAGAGAAAAUAAAAAAAAAUGUAAAAAAAAAGAAAUUUGAAUGGUCUGAGGAACGAAAGAUGCUCAGCUGUGGGCCUGGGGGAAGAAGUGUGUGAUCUGUGAAUAUGAAUUUGUGACUGAAAUUCUGCUGUUUUUUUAUUUUUUAAACUCGUGUCGAUUGGUGUGGAUUGUGAGGGUCCGAGUAUUGAACCCUGUGGCACUCCGAGAGGGAGGAGUCCUAGACCUCAUCUCCUCUCUCUCCCACAGCCAGGGGCCAGCUAGGUUCCGUUUUGUUUUUCUGUCGUUGGCAGAGCUUGUACAAAUUAGUUGAACUACUUGACAGGGGCCUCAGCCCGGGAGAUGGGUUUCCCAGUGACCCCUCUUUGGGUCAGCUCAAUAUAAGUGAUACCACUCUUUACAGAUGUAUAUGUGUUUCCGGCCUGUGUUCAAAGCAGUCUGGCAGUCUGGUUGGGUUAUCUAUACAAGCGGAAGCUAAGCAGAAACUUUGAAACGUUUUAUUGCCUCCUAUUCAUGCCGGCUUGUGUCGAACUGAGGCAUGAUCAGACACGCUCGCUAGCCGCUUCAGAUCAACAUUACUGGCUUUCUUCCGUUAAUCGGACAGCUCCGAUAUUUCUCCAUCACGGUUGGUUCCAUAAGGCCUCACCCUGACGCUUUUAGAUAUUACUUAAACCUGUGAUUCCAGGUUGACCUGAAUGUAUAAAGACUUACUAAUCUUGAUAUUUUUUAUAUGUGAUUAGAGGAUCAAACCGAGUCUCCGUUUAGCAUCAACAGCUAAACUCAGUUGAAGAAAGGUAGACAGACAACCAAUGUCAAAGGUCAGACGCUUUGUUUGAGAGUACAGGAAUGUAAACACACAACCCACACACACACACAUACACACACAAACACAUCAACACACCUUGCAAGUGCAGUUUAGUCAAUGAAUCCCUCUUUGGUGCUAUGAGAAAUUCACUGAUCAGACAUCAAAGAUUUAAGAAAUUUCAUGUUCUUAUAGAUUUUAGCCUUUUGGGGUUGCGUUCUCUUUACCCCGAAUUGUUAAUUGAGAGCAAUUUUGUGAUUUGGUUAUAACGCCAUUACUGAGCAAAUGAGCCACACAUUAGAGAUUCUCUUUCUUGCUAUUCGAAAAAAUAAAAACACUCCAACAAAAUCACCCACCAACUAUCUCUUAUUUGAGAUAACCGACACAGCACUGAAUCACUCGGUUGAUCUAAGACCUUCAAAUCUCUUGCACUUAAAAAGUGAGAAGACCUGACUGGACACAGGUCACACCUCUACACUGCUCUUGUUUUUGUGACUGGAGGGUUCAGGUGACAGCUAGGCACAGUAACAUCACCUUUAUUAAACGAACACCUACAGUAUUAUACCACACUAAUCACUUGUAGGUGUUAAAUACUGGUGAUUUAAAACUGUGGGUAUUUUUUUUUGGUUUGUUUUAUUGUUUUUUUUUUCUAUGAACUGAGCUCAAGCUGAUAUACCUCAUGUUUGGACAGAAUGGGAAAAAACAAGAUUUACAGUUUGUAUGCAGUUUAACCAAGCCCUCGGUUGCGUUCCAGUUGUUGCCUAGUUCACUGCUGAGCGACCUGCUCUUGAUGUCAGGCUGUCUGCAGAGGUCUGGCAGUGGAAGGGAGUGAGCGUAUACAAUGCGACACAGCCUUCAUAAUAAUAAUAAUAAGCUGUUAUCCACACUGACGCUGGUGCAAUCUGGCUUGGUGUAGAUCCGUGUGGUACACAGUUGAACAGAGACCGUCCUUCUCUGAGAAACUGCACAGUGCAGGCUUUAGCCUUUCCUACGUCUCCCUGUUCUGGGCACUCUCCAAGCGCUGCCCUAGCAUUAUACCUCCCCCUUCCCGUAGUCAACUCGCCGUCCAUUGCGUUGUAGGAUGCGUUUUUUUGAAAAACAGCAUGGCAGACUACUAAAUAGCAUUUCUUUCGUAACGGUCGCACAUAGAGAAUCAAUGUUUCUGCUGCUAACUGCAUUUUAUUUUAGUCCAGCGAGGGAGAUAUAAGAUACAGAAUGCGCAGGGACUCUUGUACAGAAAAAACAAGAAGGCGAUCUCUUUUAAACCACACUGUGAAUUGAGCGGCCAGCGCCAUCCAAAACUCUGGAAUGUACUGUACAUAUUACACCGUUCGUUAACACACAGCACGGCAGGGCUAAGCAAAGAACCAGAGCGAGCACAAGGACAUCAUGAAGCCAGGGGCUGAUCCAGUUCACCUGUGGAUGUGAGGGGCCAACAGUUUCUGCCGUGGAACCAUGGUCUGAGACAGUUCUGCCGUGGUGCUGUAGAACCAUGGUCUGAGAUGAUUCUGCCAUGAGAUUGUUUUUCCUUGGCACUAUGGUCUUUUGUUGUGGAACCAUGGUGCAAGACAGUUCUGCCGUGGAACUGUGGUGCAAUACUAUUCUGUCGUUGUACCGUUGUCUCAGUUGGUUCUGCCGUGGAGCUAUGGUCUGAAACGGUUCUACCAUGGAAUUGUGAAAUGGUUCUGCUGUGGAACCAUGGUCUGAGACAGUUCUGCUGUGGUGCCAUGGACAGUACUGGUGUAGAACCAUGAUCUGAUACGACUCUGCCAUGAAACUGUGAGAUUGUUAUUCCUUGGAACUACGACCUUAGACAGUUUUGUUGUGGAACCAUGGUGCAAGACAGCUCUGCCAUGGAACAGUGGUGCAAAACAAUUCUGUUGUUGCACUAUAGUCGUAGUUGGUUCUGCUGUGGAGCUAUGGUCUAAAUUGGUUCUACCAUGGGACCAUGGUUUGAAACAGUUCUGUUCCUGAACUGUUGUCUUCAACAGUUCUGCCAUGCCAUGGAGCCACGGUCUGAAAGUUGUACCUUGGAACCAUGAGAUGGGUCUGCCAUUGGACCAUGGUUUGCAUUGGUUCUACUGCAGAACAGUGGCCUGAGAUGGUUCUGCCGCCCAGUACGAAAGAUUCUUAGGGUCAAUCUAACCGCUCGACAUUCAGACCUGUCAUUAAUUAGCAGAUCUCCAUUUGAACCAUGGUCUUCUAUAUAUAACCGUAUAGCAAUGCCCAAUCUUCUACUGACCUAAAUACACACGCACAAAGACAUUCAUCAACUGCCUCCAAUUCCCAGACCCUAAUCUGCUUUGCAACGAGGGGAGCAGAAACAGAGGGGGAAGGGGAGGAGAAUGAGGGGAAAGGCAGAGAGAGAGAGAGAUCCAUUUAUAUGCAAUUGCAUAAUUGCGAUAAAGGUUGCCGUAAGAAAUCUUAUCCCCAUCUUUCAUGCAUGGGGCUUUUGACAGGCAGUUCAUCAACAAACCAUUUUACGAUAUUCAUCCUUUGCACGACUUCUUGUUACAGAGGAGCAGUUACUGUAUGCCAUUGGUUUUGGGGCUAAAUAAUUCAUUUUUGAGAGUUGAGAUGAAAGAGCGUAUGCAAUUUCAGAAGCACAAGCACAGCACGGCUGCUGCAGCAGUUUGAGCUCUGCGUCGCCGCUGCGCAUUUCGUCUGUAAAAGGGGAAAAUUUAACGUGGCUUGAAUGAAAAAAAAACGGAAAACGGCAACUUGGAACUGAAGGAGAGGCCUCUCUCUCCUGCGCUCUCUAUACCUCUCCUCUUUGCUACCUCUUUGCCGGUGACCUCCUUUCCUCCUGCGGUCUUUCUCUUUUUUUGCCUUCUCUCUCUGGUGUUCUGUCUCCUUUCUGCUGUUGCCUCUUUUUCAUCCACCGUUUGCAUGUCACCUCUACUUUCCCGUCUUCUCUUCCUCCCUUCUCUGCACUCCUCCUCUUGUCUCUGGUUAGUGUUGGCAGCUGAUUCGUUCGCUCUGGGGCUGCAGCGGUGUUCAGAUGUGCCCCCCCACCCCCCCUUUCAUCGGGGCAGUGGAUGACUGUUGGAGCCCAACAUCGCAAGCACUAUUCCAUUUGACUGUGCCGCCAAUCCACAAGCUCACAUCCUGUCUGUGAACUCUGAUCUGGACUGGAAACGGUUCCGUACCUCUACCUAACGCCAUCUCCCGGUAGAUGCUGGCCUUUUACGACUGAUCUAGGAUCAGUUUGUCCUACCCAAACCCUGACCUUCUAAACCGUCGUUUGAGAAACCUCUAAACUGGACUCAGAUCAGUGUAAAAGGACUUUUUUGUUAACGCGCCAAACGCCCUGAAAGGCAGGGAACCGGCGCUCCGAGAAAGGGCCCAGACGUCCACCAGACCCCGGAGCAAAGUCCGGAGCAAAUAACUCGGAAAAAAAGACAGGGACGAACCUCAAGCUCAACCGAUGACGUCACUGUCGUUCGUGUCCGGCGCUCUCGUCUCCUCUCUCGAGGAGAACGGUCUGAGGUCAGUUUUUCUUUCUCCCUUCUCCCCUUUUUUAAUGAAACUGUGGAUUCCGUCCUGUCCCAUGGUCUUCGUGGAACUUUAGUGUCGUUCUCUAGUUUGUAGUCUAAAUGCAGUUGUCUUGCGCCGUGGGUUUCAGUGUGUGAACUCCGUUAUACUCGUGUGUAUGACGACAGUGCCAAUCGAGCCAGAUUAAGAUUAGCUUUCGCCAUUUGUUCGUGCAUUAGAAACGCUCUAAUUGGAGUGCUGGUGUCCACAUCAACGUCACUGAUGAUUUUAGAUCUACAUAAAGAAAAAUGUAAAGAAAUAUUGGAAGCAAUAUUGUAGCAUGUUGUCCAGUUUUUUGUGUUUUUGUUAUGUCCGUUGUAUGAACCCUUGGAUUUAAUACGAUUUUGAAUGAAUAGGUUUACAUGUACUUUUUUUGUAAUACUGUAAGUUAAAAAAUAAAAAAAUGCUGCUAUUUGAUAAGUGAACUAUACGAGAACUAUUUUAGUUGAAAAGAUGUCUGAUCUGUUCAUUAGAGUUAUGCUCGUUUUUGGCAGGAGCACAAACGAGGUGUAUCGAUACUAAUAACAUAGUCAACCUGUGCCAGAUUAGAGCCAUGCAGCUUCUCGACAUGUAGACGUGUGAUCAAGCAUUUUAGAUAUCGAUAACUUUAGACGCAUCGAUCAAGUGCCAAUCAAUCAAUACCUUUUAGUUUGAAACGAAAAGAUAAUCAAAAGAGUUAAAAAAGGAAAAAAAAAACAUGAACAAAGAGCAAUGUCAGUGUUGUUUUUAACUCCAUAGUUGCAUAGAGAAUAAUAAUAAUAGUUCUUUUAUGCAUAAACAUGGUUUUUAUACCUUCGGUCGGAAAACAAAAAACAAAAAAAAAAAAACGAGCAUCCUGUGCAUUUGUUUGACUUGUGGCUUCCACGCAGCUCUUCCUUCAUAUUCUCUCUGUAGGUCGGCAUGGAGUAGGCGUAAACAUGUUAUAAUCAUGUCGUAAAACACGUUAUUAAGCAUUCAUAACAUGUCCCAUUUAUGAAAGUGUGUUUCGUGGAGUUAGAUGUUUAUCUUUUUUGCACGUCUCUAUUGCAUGAUAUCCAAGUGAAUUAUUGGGGGGCGGGGGAAUCAAAACUAACAUGAAAAAAAAGAGAAAACACUAUAAAAAACGGUUUAUUUGAGGCACAGUUUUGCAUGUGGCACAGAUCGAAACACUUUUCUGUUGUAAGCUUCAUUUUUUUUUUUUUUUUUCUUUUCUUUUUUUCAUUUUAUAUCCGAAAUGGGAAGAGCUUUUAUGCCUUUGCAAAACUGUAUGGUAACCAUGGCAACUGGAUCUGCACUGUAAAAAAAAAAAAAACAAAAAAAAAAACAAAAGGUUGGAUCAACAAAAAGGGGAAAAAACAUCAGCCAAAAAG
This is a messenger RNA of Pygocentrus nattereri (red-bellied piranha), 7644 nucleotides long. RefSeq names its product NOVA alternative splicing regulator 1 (gene nova1). The record is from RefSeq and is a predicted model, not a curated record. Gene Ontology annotation, cellular component: cytoplasm; nucleus. Bases 483 to 1817 code for a protein of 444 amino acids. Gene Ontology annotation, molecular function: mRNA binding. The transcript is spliced from 4 exons. NCBI's taxonomy places the organism in Eukaryota, Metazoa, Chordata, Actinopteri, Characiformes, Serrasalmidae. Gene Ontology annotation, biological process: mRNA splicing, via spliceosome; regulation of alternative mRNA splicing, via spliceosome.